UAAUGCCAAUGGCAUGGUAGACGGGACCAGCCAACUAUGUGGCUAUGUGAUGCAAGAUCGCUGUCUGUAUGAGAAGAUAGAAGAUACAUGUCGGGAGCAUUACAGACUACCUCCACGCUUCGUAGAGGACCUGGUAGAUCAGAUUAGUGCUGAGACUAGCAAUCAAUGCAGUGAAGCUAACCUGGCCAUGGCAUCCUUCAUAUCAGAUUCCAUCUUAGAUGAAAUUAUUGAACAACUCUCAACCGUGGAAGCUGAGCUGUCUGAUGAACUCAAGAAAUUCCGAGAUGAAGUCGCCAAGGGGACGACGGUCCGGCAGGUAGAGAGCAUCUUUGAAGAUUCGAGAGAGGAAGAAGAGGAGGAAGAAGAAGAUGACAGUAAAGAGGAGCAGGAGGAGGAGAACGAUGCAGAAAAGACAGAGGAGGGACAGGUUCAAAAUGAGAAGGAGAACAUAGAGAUAAAAGUUGAGGAUGAACGGUCAGCUGAUGGAAGUGAUGCCAACGAGGUAGCCCUUCAGAACGGUGGAACCGAGGUAUCAAAAAUGGAUGAUGACGCAGGGGCAAGCAGUGGAGGACAGGCUUUGCCUGUAGCAAGUCUACCACAAAUGACGAAGAAACAUAAUAUACGAGUCCAGAGAGCCAAAAGUGUUAAACGACCUGUUUCUGAAUUACCAACUGGAAUCCCUGUGAUACCGAUAGAUAUUGAGGAGGAUGAACCAGAAGAAAGGCCAAGUCCCAGUCCUCUACCAGAUGUACAAUUACCAGACCUUCCAGACCCUAAUCAGUCAGCAAAAGAAGAGACGGACUCAUCCAAAAGUUUCUCGACACCAAGAAGCAAACCCAAACCAAACCUACUGAAACCUCCUUCAAAGUCACCAGGUUCCGCCCCCAAGCUUUUAGAAUUUGAAAGUGUGUCGAACCAGGCAGCGGCCCCUCUUCGAGAUGUUCGAGCAGAUCGUCCGAGGGUUAGCCGUGCAAUGAGACCGGCUCGUGCCCGACCUGCCCCGCGUCCAUCCGAUCAAAACCCUGAGGGGAUGAUAAUUGAAGAGGAGGAUGAUCUUUCAAAAAUGUGGAACUCACCUACCGUUCCAGGGUUUGAAACUCAAGAAAGCCCAUCAUCAAGCCCAUCAGGAUCACAGACUAAUCUGUCUGAAAGUAAGAAGUCAGAGAAGAAAAAUUUCUUGGGAGGCUUGUUUAGGAGAAGGAAGGAUGAGAAGAAGGACAGCAAAAAAGACUCGGACAAGAAAGAUAGUAAGAAAGAUAAGAAGGAAACAAAGAAGGAAAAGAAGGAAAGGGAGGAUAGGGAGAAGAAGGAAAAGGAAGAGAGAGAAAGGAAAGAAAAGGAACAAAAAGAGAAAAGCAAGAAGAGCAAGACACCACUCACACCCACUUCCUACAAAAGUGAGCCGGCAAUUGAUGACAUUGAUAGAGUUAGUAAAGCCGAACCUUCCACACCUCGAUUUGACCUAUCCCCUGCUCAGGAUACUACAUCUGACGUGGGUGCUGAAAAGGAGAAAACAGACUCAACCGAUGCUCCUUCCAAACAUGAUGCGACGGAGGAUCAACCUAAAGACAAGAUAGAAGAGCCUGCAUCUGUUGCACCACCCAAAAAGGCACUCCGUCCUGUGACCGGUGUCAGCAUGUUUGGGGCCGAUGUCAUGCAGCAAAUGCAGCAGAGAAGAAAGUUGAAGUCUGCAAAUAAUGAGGAUGUAAAGGAAACUCCUGAGCCAAAGAGUCCAACUACAGCUCCCAAGCCAGCCUUCAGGUCUUCCCCUCCAUCUUCAGAAAAAGUGACCCACAAACCCUUGGUCCUUCCUACUUCCCCAUCAAGAAAUCUUUCCUCACCAAACCCAUCCCCAGCUGCAUCUCCCCUGUCGCCCAAAGCCACUUCACCUGGCCCGACGUCACCAAGACCAGCGUCCACGUCUCCCAAACCAGUUCCUGCGCUCAGGCCCGUUCCCAAGCCAAGAAAGUCUGAACUUCCAACAGGUGCUGACACAAAACCAUUAGUCAAGGAAGUGAAAGAGGAAGAAGAGAAGGGGACGGAAGAGGUUGCAGGAUCAGCAAAGAGUACAUCAGUAGUUGCUCAGGAGAAGACAGUGGCAGAUGCUGCAAAGGUUAACAACACAGAACAGCCACCUGCUGCUGAGGAAGACACCAAGCCUCUUGAAGAAGCAGUUGCAGCCAAGAAGACCAAAUCAGAAUCAGAUGAAGAUGCCUCAGUAGAAAAGAAGCAAGUGGAAGAUUCUGUCCAGGACCAGCCAAAGAACAAAGAAGAAGAUCAGAAACUGGAAGACAGCUCAAAGACUUCUGAGGAAAAGGAAGUUGUUGUAGAGGAGAAACCACAGAAGGUAGAAGAUAGUCCUGCUGUCAGUUUCGAUAAAGACAAGAAUGCUGAAAGUGACAAAACAAAGAGUCCAAAAAGCACUCCAGAAGACUUGCUUGUCAGGACAGGGUCAACAUCCAGUGAAAAAUCUUCUCCGCUGAUCUCAUCAGGGAGUCUGAAGGAUGUGGAGAAAAAGACAGAACCUGUUAUUGCACCAAAGAAAGACUCAAUAAAGAGCCCCUCCCCAACCAUAGCGCCAAAGUCAAUAGGUACAGAUGGCUCACCAAAGAGACUGUCUUCGAGACCCAAGCCUGCUGUACCACUUUCUACUAAACCAAGACCAUCUUCCAUCUCAAAGAAACCAGUGCUCCCUCCACCCAAACCAGAUGGCAGCAUAGCCGAUCAUAGAAGGUCUUUAAAACCUGUCACAGCAAGAAAACCUGAAGCAAAAGAAAGAACUUCUCUUAUAGGAUUACACAACUCAGGUCCAAAAGAGAGCAAUGGUGAGAGCACUGAGAGCAUACCACCAAAACCUAGUGAUUUAAAGAGGGCGUCAAAGACGUCCAUCAACGGACAAACUCCCAAGGAAUCCAGCACAACAGCAGUGACACCAGUGGAGGAAGAAAAGGACGAAACGCCAAAGGAGAAAGAGGCCAUCUUUGUUUGAAACACCAGCCUUAUUAAUAAUACUAGUCCAGGGGCAACAUGACCAAGGAUUUUGAUCAUCAAUCCAGAGACAACCUGAUCGUUGACACAGUUCUUCACCAGUCUAACUUUGCGAUAUCUGUGGUAGGCACCUUGGCCUCAGCCUCUUUUGGUGAUGUCUUUCGGGAGAAAUUCCACUCAGCGUUUUUUUCCAUUAUGAUCCAUAUUUCUUCGUAGACAAACAAUGGACGAUCAGGGAAGCAGCAACAGAUGUGAAAUCUUCCAUGCAGAAAGGCUGCUAUUAAAGGAUGAUGGGUGUGACUUUUGUCAAGCCGACCAAGAAGCAUUAACUUCUUUAUGAAAUUCAACUCAAGUUUUCUAUGAAUCAAAAUGUUCUUGAGGACAAAGUAUUGGUUGUUUCGAUCCUUACUUGUUUUGUUUACUAUACUUGGAUGGUGUAGCUGAAAUAGAUUGUUAAUGUGGCCAGCAGUUGGAUCAUGUGCAACUUUUCUCAAUAAAUGACUGGCUUUAAAAGCUCCUUGGACGUUUCAAGAUGGUGAAGGGAUGAUUCUAAGAACUUUUUUUUCUUUCAAUGAUGAUUAUGAUAACUCUUAAUUGAUGGAGAGGUUCCUUAUCUUAUUUGUGAUACUUUGUAUAAUAUGAUGAUUAUUAUAAAACUUAUAUCAUUGAUGAAAAGAGAUUAUUUUUAAAGGAUAUCUAUUGAGUGCAACUCUAAUCACGUUCCUUUAAAAAAGGUUUACUCUUUUUCAUUUGAAAAAAAAAAAGUUGCCUGUGAAUAACGUAUAUAUGUCUACAGGCCAACAAAUCAAUUAGUUGGUGUAAAUGUAUGUCGGCCAGAUUAUUUCAGUUUAUGUUCAGGGUGAUGUUACAUCUUAAAAUUGCUUAAGUGUAUUAGACUCUGUAUGUUUCCAUGCUUAUUAAACUAGUAUUAAAUUUUUUUUACAUACACAUGGAAAGAAAGGAUGAUUUUGUCUUUUAUACAUUCAGUGAGGCAGUGAGAAAAUGAUACUCAUUCCGAAGCCAAUCUGUAGGGGAUGAUAUAUUGAUUCACAACUAGAGGCCUGUAUAACACAAAGCUUAGCAACCAUCGUAGAACAUUCUUUAACGAUAGAUUGCAAUGACUACAAUAUAUUAUUAACCAUUAAAAUCAAGCAUACGGUUAAUCCUUGACCUUUGUGUUACGGGACCCAUAUCUAGUUUUAAUGAUUGAUUUCUAUUUCGUAAGUCUUUUUUUUUUUUUUUACAGAAUAUCUUUCUUGUACUUACCAGCUCAGUCUUUCAAAUCUUAGUUUUAUUGUCAUUUGAAGUGUGAAGUACAGUAUGUAUGACAAGUUGUCCUUUAACACUUUGGCCUUUUAAAAUAAUGUUUGUAUGCCAUUACGGGGGGAAAAAUGGUUGGUCAGUGUUUUAUUUUCUUGUUACUGUUGUUGUUGUUUUUUUUUUUGGGGGGGUGCCAUCAUCAUUAUCGAGAUCAUGCACACGCUGGCUAUAUAAUGCACUCUCAGGCUUCCCUGUACUGUGGUCCCACAUACUGUGUUUGUGUUGUACGUGUGGCGGGGAAUCCUUGCGUAAAUGCAAGUACACACUCCAACGAUACACAUCAAAUAGAGAUUGAGGGUUCUUGUGAAGCAUUCGUGUCCAUUGCUCACGAAUAUGUUCAAUGAUAUUAUAUGGACAAUUUUCUUCCAAGCCAUUCACCAGAAUAAAAUAAAAGAUAAAGGCAAAACAAUGAAAAUUAGGGUCUGUUGGCAUAUAUUUUUUGUUUGGGGGGGUUCAAAUUUUUUUUAAAUAUAAAAUUUUGGCAGGUUUGACAAGCGUUGAUUGAGCUACAGCAAACAAACUCCUUUUUGUGUCUUUUUUUAUGUGAUGAUAAUAUGUACAGGUCACUCUGCCUUAGUCAAAUCUCUGGGGAGCAUAUAAAUCUGUUCAACUUGGGCAAAAUUGGACUUUAGAAGGUGUAAAUGAGACAUAAUUUGCAUUUUGAGGCGCCCAUUGCAGAAAUACUUGCAAUCAAACGAAACAUGAUUUUCAACCAAUCAGAUGCAUAUAUUUGGGACUUUGCGCUUGGUGUAAAAUACUUCAUGUUAUUAAAAAGCGAUUAUUCGACUUGUAGAAUUAUACUUGCCUAUAUCGCGCUCAACACUUACCUUUAUCAAAAGUCUGUGAGCGUUCUACAGUAAUGCAGCAUAAUUACCCUGGCUUUUGCAGAGCAGCUGCGUUUCAAGGAAUGAAUUCCUACCAGGUACCCAUUCACUUCACCUGGAUUGAGUGUGGCACGUUGCAGGUAAUUUUCUUGCUGAAGGAAAACACGCCAUGGCUUGGAAUCGAACCCACGUCCCUCGGAUUAGAAGAUGAGAGUCAUAACCACUAGACCACGAUGCCCCCAUGUAGAGUCGACUUCUGCAGAGUCUAAAAAGUCUUCAUGUAAACAAAAUUAUUCUAGUUUAUCAUGAAAUGAAAUAAUGUAUAUUUGGGCAAGGAGACAUGCCCUGUAAAGUUAGAUGUAUAGAUAUUUAUGAAAUUAUUUUACACAAUUAUUUUGUCAACUUAAUUGUUUGAUUGCAGUCUAUAGUUGGUGUGCAUAUCCCAAAGAAAACCAGACUUGGUCCAGGGCCCAAUUCCGUGAAUUUUUAAAUGAUUUGCUAGAAAGCUCUGAAAAAAUUGCUGCUAACCAACCAAGUUGUAGGAUUUCAGUUGCUUAUAACAGUAGCUUGUAAAUUGCAAUUGAUAACAAGUUUUGUGAGAAGCCAAUUACCAACACGAGUAUUGAGGCCCCUGUAAGGGAUUGUACAGGAUUUAGAGCAUUAGGUGUUUAAUAUAGUUGCAUUUUAUUGAUAAGACAAUGGUCAUUAUCACCAGUAACAAUUUAUUCAAAUGGCUGUAAAUGUAUGUAUGUCAUCGAUAAUGGGAACAACAGAUUUCAGGAAAGUAAGCAACAUAUAGUUUUUUAACUUGAAUUUCCGAUAGAGGUCAUAUUUUGUGACAGGAACUUGCCAUGUUUGUUAUUUUGUUUAUUAUAUAUGUGAUAAUUUAUUCAUUACAGAUUUUUUUUCCCCAGCUUUGAAGGAAGAAAGAUCGCCCAAAAAAGAAUGAGGAAGAGGAGAGAGGGGGGAGAAAAGUUCUGAGGGGUGUUUCACACAUUCACUUUAAGUCAAGUGUGUUUUUAAGUUGUAAUUCAAUUGCUACUUACAUUGUGGUAUACUUUGCAUCCCUGAAUUGUUUUGGUUAUGAUCAAGGUACAUUAGGCUACUAAUGUUUAGUCAUCAAUCAGAAUACAUGUUCCACUUGCAUUUUGGAAUUGAAGAACGAUUUAAACCCAUGCUUAAUAUUUUUUUUGACACAACACCUCGGUGUGAUUCAUGUGAUAAAUACAAUUGUACUUCUUAUUUUCAGAUAGCAUGUAAAAGUUUGCGUAUCUUAGAUGUUGAUAAAUCAAUCUAUUUCCCCUGAGUUAAGUUGUUUAUACAUGUAUGGUAAAUGGUAAAUCAUUGACUUUUCCCAAUUUUUUUUAAAUUGGAGAUUUUUGUUAAAAGUGUUGUUCAUUCUGUACUUAUGACAGCAAGAAUUUAAAUGUACAGUCGAAAGUUGAAUUUGUAUAUAUUUGGCAAAAUAUUUUUUAACACUUGUUAUCAGAUGAAUUUAUGAAGGGAAAUCAUGGUUUGGAAAAAAUGGAAAUGUCAUGGACCAAAUGU
Messenger RNA from Lytechinus pictus (painted urchin), 6680 nucleotides. RefSeq names its product nucleolar protein dao-5-like. NCBI's taxonomy places the organism in Eukaryota, Metazoa, Echinodermata, Echinoidea, Temnopleuroida, Toxopneustidae. The record is from RefSeq and is a predicted model, not a curated record. Bases 14 to 2989 code for a protein of 991 amino acids. The transcript is spliced from 11 exons.